Molecule: messenger RNA, 729 nt
Organism: Penicillium verrucosum
Lineage: Eukaryota; Fungi; Ascomycota; Eurotiomycetes; Eurotiales; Aspergillaceae
Exons: 3
Coding region: 1-729 (242 amino acids)
Source: RefSeq, a predicted model, not a curated record
AUGGCAAUCUACCCCAAGACUCCCAAGGCUCCUAGUGUUGGAAAUGGAUGUGAACAACAUCUCGUCCGAGAAGAACUGUGGUUCAUCCACGUCAACCAGCGUCUCGGUCCCUAUCAAGACGCCAUCGUCAUCUCAACCACCGUCUGCCCUGCUGAAGACGCAAUCACCACUGCCGAGGAAUCCAGCCCUACCGGCCCAUCUGGAAAUGGCAAAGGCCAUAACUCUGGAAACGGCAACGAGUGUACAAUCUCAACAACCCUCUCAACUAGAACCGUAACCGUAACCGUAACCCAGUACCCGGCAACAGUGACCGACUGCCCAGCCCGUGACCAGACGAUACAUAUCACGACAGAGACUGUUGUUGCCGCACCCGGUGCAGUGCACAACAUCAUCUGUUCCCGCACAGGUGAUCGACCGUUAUUGUUGGCACACACACCUCCACUGCGUAUUCUGCUAUCACCAUCUCUCCAACCUGCCCAGCAUCACACGCACACGCAUCAACCCUGCUACACCUUCAAGGUUCAUCGGCAUCUACUCAGCCACGGCCAAGGUUUCCCCGUCACAGCCUCCUCUCCUACUACUGCAGGUGCAGGCACAAGUUCGGGCUCUACCACCGAAAACAACAACUCAGCAAGUGUAUCAACUGUAUUCAACAGUGCUUCGUCCUUCACUGUCUCCAGCUUCCUGUCUGCUCUUGGUGUUAUUGCCGCUAUUGCGCUUUUCCUCUGA